AUGUCUCGGCUGCCCCUGUCGAUAUGCUGGCUCGUUGAUAGCACCCUCCUCUCAACACUACAUCUCGGACCUAGUACCCGAAUGCUGCUCCGUACUCUAAAAAUUGCAUACGAUAGAUUCAAUCAAAAGUCUGAACAGGCUUACCAGCAACGGGAAACCUCGGACGAGGACUCCGACGUCGGUCAUCCAGAACAGUUAGACUUGAACAUCCCAGGAAAAUUCCAAUUUGGUUCUUCGGAACCAGAAACUAUAUGUUCAGAUGACGACCAUUCAGACAGUAUGAAUAGCGAUCUAAUUGCCCAAUUUGAGGAAGUAGAGCUUGGAAGCGAGUACGGGGGCGAGUCUACAGAGGUAAAACUCUUUAUUCUUUAUAAUUAG
Messenger RNA from Rhizoctonia solani, 378 nucleotides. Its product is annotated as heat shock protein HSP60 family protein. Lineage: Eukaryota; Fungi; Basidiomycota; Agaricomycetes; Cantharellales; Ceratobasidiaceae. The record is from RefSeq and is a predicted model, not a curated record. The transcript has 2 exons. The coding region runs from base 1 to 378 and encodes 125 amino acids.